AUGUCAUUUACUAUUCUCUGCACGUUUGUGUUGACGUUUUAUGUUGUAAUAUGGUUUUUUGAUUCGUUUUUCAAGAGUUGCAUGCACUAUCCCUAUUAUGCAUUCUUAGAAGGCACUGGGCUAAAAAUUGGAAUUUUUAACUUCUCCUGGACAACAAGUGCAUUCAAUAGAUUUAUAUACAGAUGGAGCAAGAAUCUAACUAGAAUUUUGCGCAAGUGGUUCAACUUUGGAUAUAUAUUUACUAUUGGACUAUUCCUACCAUUUGCUAUAUGGACACUUUUAUCAUUUAUUUUUGAGCAUUUCCAUGAAUCUAUUCAACUGAAUAGUGUACCAGAGGUGAAGGCUAUGUUGCCUGGAGUCAAUAUUCCUGCAUCAGACUUUUGGUUUUAUUUCAUUGCUAUUGGGUUUAGUUCUAUUUUUCAUGAACUUGGACAUGCAGCUGCUGCAGCUCAAGAAGAUGUACAAUUGAUUGAAGUGGGUGUUUAUGUAUUUACUAUAAUUCCCAUUGCUUUUGUUAAACUUAACACUGAACAUUUAAGCAGCCUAGACAUAUCAAAAAGACUGAAAAUAUAUUGUGCUGGAGUGUGGCAUAAUGUUGCUCUAGCAUUUUUAGCAUUGCUACUAUUUUUCUCAGCUCCAAUUCUCUUUAGUUUAGCAUAUAAAACUGACAUUGGUGUGAGAGUGACAGGUUUUACAGAUGAUUCACCACUGAAAGAUGCAAGAGGAUUAGAAGAAAAUGACAUCAUUAUGUCCAUUAAUGAUUGUACAGUAAAAAAUGGUAAUGAUUGGUCAUAUUGCCUUCACAUAGCUCAUGAUAGAUUUGGUAUAUGCACAAGUGCAGAAUAUAUUGCACAAAAUGAUGAAAUUAUGAUGGAGACUAUCAAGGAAAAUGAUGUAGUAGAAUGUUGUCGUAAAGAUGAUUUGUAUAGCUUUUGUUUUGAAUACAUGGAACCGAAGGCUGUUGUUGAUUCAGUGUUGCCAGGACAGUAUUCUUGCUUGAGACCUAGAGAUAUGGUGAAGAAUAAACUAAUUAAAUGUACUGAGCCAAACGGCUACACCUGUCCAAGAAAUAUGCACUGUUUAAAACCGUCACUAAAUAAUCAAACAUAUUUAAUAAUAGUGGAAAGGAAGGACAAUAAUGCAGUUCUCUAUUUAGGUUUACCAUAUGACAUUCAUAAAACUGUUUUUGUAGAUCAAUAUUUCCCUAGAAGUGCUGUUAUUUCAUUUUUCUCCCCAUCUCAAUUUGAAAAGUUGUUGCGAUAUAUAUUUAUAUUUUCUAUGGGUAUAGGGUUUUUGAAUGUUUUACCUUGCUAUGGUACUGACGGGCAUCAUAUUUCUAGAAAUAUAAUACAGUGGUUAGCGAAAUAUUUUAAUAAGAAUGGUGAUUUCAUUACUUUCUUUACAGUAUUUACUGUAGUGGUCGGCACAGGUAUAACAUUACCAAUAUUAGUCUACUUGUUUUAUAAGGCCAUUUUUGUUGAUAGUUAU
Messenger RNA from Brenthis ino (lesser marbled fritillary), 1488 nucleotides. The record is from the annotation of a GenBank genome assembly. NCBI's taxonomy places the organism in Eukaryota, Metazoa, Arthropoda, Insecta, Lepidoptera, Nymphalidae.